Botrytis byssoidea is the source of this 972-nucleotide messenger RNA. RefSeq lists its product as uncharacterized. NCBI's taxonomy places the organism in Eukaryota, Fungi, Ascomycota, Leotiomycetes, Helotiales, Sclerotiniaceae. The coding region runs from base 1 to 972 and encodes 323 amino acids. The transcript has 4 exons. The record is from RefSeq and is a predicted model, not a curated record.
AUGUCCCGCACAGCUUCAAAUCCAGGCGAUAGCCCCGCACAUAUGAAUGUGCGAGCUCAAAGUCCUUCUCCAUCACCGCGUUCUGCAUCCACGUCGCUCCAAGCUGCUGCUGCAGUCAACGCGGGCCUUCAGCAAGAAGAAAAUACAAGGCGUGGUUCUACAAGCCGGCAUCGACAAGCUUCGACAGCUUCACACUCAGGCAGAAGACGAUCAACAGUUCUAAAUGCUUUACAAAUGAAUGAUCCAACCUUACCACCACAAGGGGAAAUCGUUAGUGAAAGCCAAAAUCGUACAGCCAGCCCCAUGUCACUCACAGGGUCACCUAUCACUGCCAGUGGUGAUCAUCGACAUUAUCGCGCACCUAGUCUUGGCGAGAUUCAUCAGGAAUUGGAACAAGAACAAGAAGCUCAAGUGAAUCGACUUUUGCAUAUGAUUCGAACCCAACAACAACAACUCCACCAAUUACAAGCUGCCAGUGGUCAAGCGACAGGUUCUGUUGCCAUAGAUGAAUCUACUCCGACAUCUGAGCGGUCUCUAUCAUUUUCGACACAAAGCAUCCCUCCAAAUGUUACCUCAGCAGUCCAGGCUCCCCGAUCACCCGUUACUGCAAUGCAUCCUCGAACUUCUUUCGAUGUUGCACGAGAGAAUUUAAACCGGCGAUCUAGAACACCAAGUCGAACUGCAUCUCCUAGGUUGAGGUCUACAUCUAUAAGCAAUGAAGGGGGCGAUGCAUGGAAUUUAGGCGGUCGUGACGAAAGUGCAUAUUAUCAAGCCGAAACCCAAACAAUGAUUCGAGAGAAUCAAAUGUUGCGUCAAAGAAUUCGGGAAUUGGAGCGGCAAGUUAGUGAACAACAUGCAAAUUCCUCCAUAACACACGAACCUGCCUUGAGCUCCCAUCUAGCAUCCUCCACCUCGUUUUCUGAAGAACCAACAUCACUUGUUGCGCCAACAGAGGAGCCAAAACAAGAUUGA